Messenger RNA from Drosophila santomea, 315 nucleotides. RefSeq lists its product as uncharacterized. Bases 7 to 315 code for a protein of 102 amino acids. The record is from RefSeq and is a predicted model, not a curated record. NCBI's taxonomy places the organism in Eukaryota, Metazoa, Arthropoda, Insecta, Diptera, Drosophilidae. The transcript has a single exon.
CUUGUGAUGGAGGUUUCCUUCCAAGUGGAGGUGGAGGUGGAUACGGUGGAGGCGUCGCCGUCGGCGUCGGUGGGACAGUUAAUGGCGACAACGGCGGCGCACGUCUGGGUCUGGAAGCCCCGACUUUGGCGACAGCCAACCGAUCCGCUGAUGGUAAUGGUGACUCUGGUUCUGGUGCAGUGUCGUCGACCAGACGAAAUCCCGCCAGCAGGCAAUAUCUCGCAGGAAAAUAGUGCCACACACCACACACACCACUCAACCAGGCAGACAGACUCCUUCGGAAUGACAGAGAACCAAAAAAAAAAAAUGAAAUAA